Amyelois transitella is the source of this 971-nucleotide messenger RNA. RefSeq lists its product as uncharacterized. Lineage: Eukaryota; Metazoa; Arthropoda; Insecta; Lepidoptera; Pyralidae. The coding region runs from base 2 to 676 and encodes 224 amino acids. The transcript is spliced from 2 exons. The record is from RefSeq and is a predicted model, not a curated record.
AAUGAGCGUGGUUAAAGAGGAAGAUAAGGCCCUUUUCACUGGAUAUGACUUCUACGAAGUAUACAAGAGUUCAGAAUUCCUGCAAGUGGAAGCUAACAUCGAGUGGUUCCUGAACCAGGGUUACAAGUUGAGGCACCUCAUGAAGAAAGUGGAACCCGGAAAAAACGUCGUGCUGAAAGGGAUGUGGCUCGCGAAGAACUCACCGUUAAUCGUAAAGCGAACAGGACUGAAAGUACCUGUCGAAAUCUUCGAAUUCACCCAAAACAGGCUCACGGGGUUGGUCGCGGCGUUCGUAUUCGAAAACCGCCUGAAAUUCCCCAAAAUCGAGAGCGAAGAAGCCAAACUACUUGGCCUUAAAUGGAACAACGAAGACACUGAACAAUGCAGGCUGUACCUCUCAGCGGUAACUGGUUCAGAACACUUUGAUCAUCUGUUCUCAUUCUGGCCACUCAUUUGCGCCUUAAGAAAACUUCAACUAAAGAAAAUUGACGAGAACUCGGUGAUAAAAAUUGCUAAAAAGAAGAACAGAGAUGAGGAACGAAUGGCUCUCUUGUUGAAGACAAAUUAUCAGGAGGCAAUGCGGCUGUGGCUCAAGUUUCCUGGAGCAUCUCCGUUAGAGGCUUCACUGGCCGUAAUUUCCUCUGAAAAAUUGAGAGAAGUCUUCUCUAACGAGUGAAAGAUGCUUCUUUCAUUUCAAACGGCUUCAAAUUUUUCUUAAUAAGUAAUUCUUCGAACUCAUUUUUUUAUCAUUCGAAAUCAAGUUUUAACGUUAUCUUUUGUAUUAUUGCUAACUGAACAGUUAGUUAUUCAUUUCAUAAUGUAAACUUUUUAAUAACAAAGUUUUAAUUAUUGUUUAGUGUAAACAAACUCUUAAUUAUAGGCUGGCACAAGGCUCGUAUUGUUUAUUAUAACGAUGUGUCAAAAUAUUAAACAAACCACAAACUUUUAAAAAUAACCUGUUUCUCACGAAU